Messenger RNA from Neospora caninum, 3357 nucleotides. Its product is annotated as putative protein kinase. Gene Ontology annotation, biological process: signal transduction; protein phosphorylation. The record is from RefSeq and is a predicted model, not a curated record. The coding region runs from base 1 to 3357 and encodes 1118 amino acids. NCBI's taxonomy places the organism in Eukaryota, Apicomplexa, Conoidasida, Eucoccidiorida, Sarcocystidae. Gene Ontology annotation, cellular component: cytoplasm. Gene Ontology annotation, molecular function: protein kinase activity; ATP binding. The transcript has 11 exons.
AUGCCCCAACGUUAUGUGAAGAUGAAGGGGGUUGAUCGAGGACGCUGGCCCUCGAGUUCGCCGUUGAGGCGGUCCUGCUCGACUCGAAAGCUUUCGUCUCUCUCUCGCCGUCCUUCCCCGACGUCUCUUGGCUCCUUUUGUUCGUCUGAUUCGCCGACCUGUGCCUUUCGUCUGCAUUCGUCCGUCUCGCGUUUCCUUCUUUUCGCGCUGCUCCUGCUGACUCCGGUGGCGAACGAAGCCAUCAAAUUCGGUGUCCACGACAGACACCUGCACGCCGAGCCUGAAGGAAACUGGAACCAAACCUACAAGCGGAGGCGUGCGCGUGCGCCUGUGGAUUCCUUUUCCGACUCGCGAGUCGCUCGAUCAAAUCUCAACCUGCCUGUUGCCGAUUCCGAACAGGCUGCUUCCUCGUCUUUGGCGGCUGCUGACGCCGCGCACAUCGAAGCCGGGUUGGUGGCUCUGUCUCGCACACAGUCCAGAGGCCUCUGGAAACCGGAAGUGAGCGCGGAAGUCCCUGAAACCGACACGGGAGACUCUCGCGGAAGCGACGAAGAGACAGAACGCCCGGACAGCCAGUCCCCGUUGUCUUCAUCUCUGCCUUUUGCCUCUUCUCUUCGCUCGUCUUCCGUCUCUCCUGCUUCCUCUUCCUCGCUUGUCUCGUUCUCGUUUCCCAACCCGGCGCGUCCGUCAGACUGGCUGAUGCACGCGGUGCCAGCAGCCUUUACAGAGAAGCAGAAAGGUGGAGGUGUACCCUCUGGCGACGGGACAGAUGGAAAGGCAGACGACAAAGCGCUCGCGUUUCUCGGCUCAGCGGCCUCAGCCUCCGAGUUGAAUCCUCCGCGCCUCGUUCGCCCGACUUCCUCGCCCUCUUUGCCGUCGCGCGAGGAGCAAGUGCGAAAGGCGUACGCGCUGCCUCUGUGCGAGAUGUCCUGGGAUGUCCUUGGACCCAUGCUGGGAGCCGGGACGUUCGGGCGCGUGUUUCCGCUCAAGCAGCCUGCAUGUACCGCCGUGACGAAGGACUUUGUCGGGCGAAAAUUCGCAGUCAAAGUCUUCUGGCUGAAACGAAAAGGCCUGAUAAACCUCUUCGAGACGAUCGACGAGGGCGCAAAACCCUCCGCCGAACACACCGACCCCGACACGAUUACAGCAAUCAAAUCCGAGAUCAGAUCUCUCCCCAUCUCGAGUCCGUCGUUCCAGGACAUGAUUCGACUAGCGGAUCCGAAACUGGACCUGGAACAGAUUAAAGCCUUUGGCGAAUCGCUGACUGUGGAGACCGUUCUGAAGGAGGCCAAGGCACUCCGCACGGUUAUCAACACGAACUGCUUCUACACGGAAGUGGGGGAAACAGGCACGAUCUUCAUCCAAAUGGAAAAGUUCAUUAAGGCCCACCGCGCAAGUGUAUGGACGACUCUGGCGAAGGCGACGCAGGAAGCGCAGGCGUCGAAGUAUGCAGAAAUCGGUCUCGAAGAGAAUCACUGGAGUCUCCCUCUGGCGCGUGUGAUCGUCAAGGACAAAAAGGGCGUGAAUCACUGGGCGCUCCUCAUUGAACUUUUUGACGGCGAUCUUCAGCCCAAGGUCGACAAGACGGGAUACGCGCUGGACGGCUGGAACGCAAAGGCUGCGGGCAACGUGCCUUUGCGCGAGAUCUUUUCCUCUCGCGAGGCGCUUCUCGGCCUCACCUCCAAACUCGUGAAGCCUUUCGUGGUGAUGCAGAACCUGUACAGCCUCGGCCACUUUGACAUCAAACCCCCGAACCUUCUGUACAAAUACUUUCCAGCAGCGAACGGGCGUCCUGCGCGGUUGUCUGUGGCGGCGGGAGACUUCGGCAUGGCCGGACUGCUGCACAGCGAGAUGGUGUUGCGAGGCACUCUCGCCUUCAUGGCCCCCGAGAUGGAGCGCGUCUCUGGCGGCUUAGUCGCGCGGCCGAGUUUCGACGUGUACGCGCUCGCCCUCACGCUCGCGUUCUUCUGGACCGCGUCCACGGAACUCCGCAAUCACUUGCCCUGGGUGAACAAGUGCAUCAAGCCGACCUUGAAGAGUGGUACAGAAUUCACCUUCCAGCGGCUGGCCAGCAAGAGCGGCCCGCGGAUCUUCGAACCCGACACGAUCUACGCACUCGCGACCUGCUUCGCCGUGGGAGGGAAAGUCGAGAAGCUGUACCACACCGGAAUGCCCCUCCUCCUGCGACUGAAACUCAGCCAGAUGGCCGAUCCUGAACCGGCCGCGCGCGUCAGCAUGCGCCACGCGAGAUUCGUGUUCAAAGCGUUCACGAUGCUCGACAAGCUCCUGCGGGACGUCCCGUCCAGCGCAAAUGCGGAGAGGCGCGAAAAUCAACUCAAGCAACUUCAAGAACUUCAUAUCGUCCAGUUUCUGUUGUUGUACCUUCGCCUGGAACCUCUCACCGCCGCGCGAGACAACACCCAGAGCUACUGGCGUUUAGCCCGUGCGUUGCUCGACUUCGCACGUUUGGAGCCCAUUGACACAGCGGCCACGGAGGCCGUCGCGCCGCUCCCUUUCGAGGUUUUUGCGAAGGAGAAAGACUGGAAAGAGUUGAAAAUCGAGGUGUCGGAUGACGAGGUCGACUCAACGAUUCGAAAACUGCGCGAUUCGCUCACCGGAAACAGAUCCACGUCGGAAGAAGCCUGGGCCGACUUAGUCGACAUCGCCUUUGGCGUGUCUCUCGAAGGCUUGCGCACUCUCGUCACCCGAGUCGUCUACUCGAGGAAAACUUUCCUAGUGGAACAGAAGAUCGCAAAGGCAGUGAAGGGAGCGAUCGAGGCAAUCUACAGAUUCGAUUCGAACACGCAACUGAUCGCAGAAGACCCGCCGGCCCGCAUCUUCGAUCUGGUCCGAGCCGAGCUUGGAUUUUCUCCCCCCGAAGACAGCGAGAUGGGAAGGUUCAUUACUCACAGGACUACAAAGAGCUUCAUAGCGUGGGCGACUGUGGACCGUCUCGCGCGCCAGGCGCUGCGCGUGGCGCUGAAGCGGCACGGGAAAGACACGCAGCAAGUCUACGAGCAGUUUCUCGCGGGAGAAAAGCCUCGUGCGGCAAACGCGCAGGCGUUCUACAACGCGGUUUUUUCCUCACUCGAAGACGUUUCGCAAGCCAACUACUUUGGACUGCCUUGGGACUUCGCCACUCCCAGCGUCUUUGGCCUCUCUGCCGAGGAAAUGCAAGACUACGUUCGCAACACGCAUCUCACCUACGUCGCCAAAAUGUCGUUGCGAAGCGCCCUGCGUCUCGUCGCCUUUUUUCUCGUCUUUUGCGUCUGCGCUGCAGAGAGGAAAGUUUCGAAAUCACCAUUUGCCGUUUUUUGUUCUCUGACGCACGAGGGUUGCGCCCCUGGUGCGUUUUGA